Messenger RNA from Malania oleifera, 1168 nucleotides. Its product is annotated as transcription repressor OFP8-like. Lineage: Eukaryota; Viridiplantae; Streptophyta; Magnoliopsida; Santalales; Ximeniaceae. The transcript has a single exon. The coding region runs from base 164 to 769 and encodes 201 amino acids. The record is from RefSeq and is a predicted model, not a curated record. Gene Ontology annotation, biological process: negative regulation of DNA-templated transcription.
CGGUCGAGAUUAGCCUUUCAUUUUUUCAAAAAUCACAGCCCAGUGACGGUAGCUGAUAGGGCCUCCAUUGCCGGAUUUAUAGAGGGCCGCCCCACCCCAGCAGUCAAAUUGAACGCUUAACCCCAAGUACCAAGCUCUCCCUCUCUCUCUCUCUCUCUCUGAGAUGUCCACCGGCGGGAGGAAGUUCCGCCUGAGCAAUGUCAGCGUCAGCUUAGGCUGCCGCUGCCGGAGGUCGAAACUCUCCGACAUAUUUCAACCAAAGCCGAAAUCCAAAAACCCUAGUCUCCAAAACCCCCAUCUCUACCGUUCUUCCUCCAGCUCCUGGUACAAGAGCAGUCUCUCCACCGACGACGAGGACGACACCACCCCAGCCGACGGCGACGGGGGCGGCGGCGGCGCCGCGCGCUCUCUGAAAUCCGAUUCCUGGUCGCAGUGUUCGGACGCCGAGCCCUAUGGGAAGGCGGGGUCCAGGGCCGUGAAGGGCUUCGGCAGGGUCGGCGGCGAGAGCCUGGCCGUCGAGAAGGAAUCCGACGACCCCUACCUGGAUUUCCGGCAGUCGAUGCUGCAGAUGAUUCUGGAGAAGGAAAUCUACUCGAAGGAGGAUCUGCGGGAGCUUCUGAAUUGCUUCUUGCAGCUGAACUCUCCGUACUACCAUGGAAUCAUCGUUCGAGCUUUCACGGAGAUCUGGAAUGGGGUGUUCUCGGCGAGGUCGUCUUCUCCGACUCCAAGACCGAAACAGAAUUCCCUGCGCAGGUCACGUGAGUUCUAACAGCCUCACGUGCAGUAUUAACCGUAGCGCGUGGUUUCAGUAACAAAUAGGUAUAUACAUGUUUGCGAUCCACGGUCCAGAAUGUGUUGUGCACACUCACUCCAUCCUAAUAUUUAAGUCAUGCUUGGAAGUGUCAAUAACAACAUUUUUGGGGUACGACUGUAACAGUAGGUUAGGAAGAAAUUAUUAGGUUAGAUGAUUUGGGUAUUUUGGUUGAUGGUAAUUGUAGGGUCGGGUCGGGUCGGGUCAGGUCGAAUUAUGAAUGAGUGUUCGAGUUUCAACCUUUCAUAUAAUAUGCAUAAUUGCAACAAAAUGUGCAAUAAAAUGCGCCAAGGGUUGAGAUUCGCACACUCAUACUUUUGUAUUCCUUCUAAUACUUAAUGAUAACUUUUUAUUCAA